AUGCGGGCCAACAACGACGCAGACUUUGGCGCCUGGUUGCUUCAACUCGGCAACGGUCAGCUGCCCGCGGUCGACGGAAAUGUGAACACCGUCGAAAUCCCCAGGGAUAUGGUAUGUGACAUAGCUAAUUUGAUUGAUUUUGUUUACCCGCAGCAAAUGUCGUUGGCUAACGUCGACGACUUUGCUCGGAAAAUUAUUCUCUGUCCCCGGAAUGAGGAUUGUAGACAGGUCAAUCGCACGGUGCUGCAACGCGUCACGGGUGCCGCGAGAACCUACACCGCCAUAGACACGGUGGUGGCGGACGACGUGGACGAGAUUGCCAACUACCCGACCGAGUUUUUGAACUCGCUGGAGCCCGACGGACUUCCUCCGACAGGCUGA
Molecule: messenger RNA, 381 nt
Organism: Acyrthosiphon pisum (pea aphid)
Lineage: Eukaryota; Metazoa; Arthropoda; Insecta; Hemiptera; Aphididae
Exons: 1
Coding region: 1-381 (126 amino acids)
Source: RefSeq, a predicted model, not a curated record